Messenger RNA from Plenodomus lingam JN3, 7710 nucleotides. The record is from RefSeq and is a predicted model, not a curated record. NCBI's taxonomy places the organism in Eukaryota, Fungi, Ascomycota, Dothideomycetes, Pleosporales, Leptosphaeriaceae.
AUGGUGGUAAAAUUUGCCAAUGGUGUUCGGAACCGCGGAAACGGAGAUGAGGGCCAAAGGGGGACUCAGAGGCCUCUAUCAACGCCCAUAGCCAUCGUCGGAAUGAGUUGUCGGUUUGCGGGAGGGGCCACUAGUCCCUCAAAUUUGUGGGGUCUUCUUUCUGAGGGCAAAGACGCAUGGUCUCCGGUCCCUACGGACCGGUUUGAUGCCUCAUCGUUGUAUCAUCCGGAUCAGCAGAGGACAGAUAGGCAUCACAUUCAAGGUGGAUACUUUCUAGAUGGAGAUGUCACAAGAUUUGAUGCUCCUUUCUUCAAUCUCUCGGCUGAGGCAGCGAGCUCCAUGGAUCCUCAACUGAGGCUGUCAAUGGAGGGAGUUUUUGAAGCGCUUGAGAAUGCUGGUAUACCUCUUGGCAAAAUUGCUGGAACGAAUACUUCCGUGUUUUCUGGAACCUUUGGUAGGGAUUACACAGAUCGUCUAGUGAAAGAUCCAGAGACUUUGCCCCCUUCUUAUUUCACAGGCAAUGGAGCCGCAAUGUACUCCAACAGGAUAUCCCAUUUUUUCGACCUCAAAGGCCAAAGCGUUACCACCGACACAGGCUGUUCGGGCAGUAUGGCUGCCCUACACUUAGCUGCCCAGACCAUUCGAACUGGAGAGUCAGAUAUGUCCAUCGUGGCAGUGGCUCAAUUCAUGAUGAAUCCAGACCUAUACAUCGCCUUAUCCAACCUUGGCGUUCUGAGCCCUCAGGGCAAAUGUUUACCCUGGGAUCACCGUGCCAAUGGCUAUGGCCGUGGGGAGGGCAUGGCAGUCGUGAUUUUGAAGCGCCUCGAUCUGGCUUUGAAGGAUGGUGACCAUAUACAUUCAGUUAUCCGCGAAUCUGCGAUGAACCAGGACGGGAAAACAAGCACUAUCACAACUCCUGCGAAAGAAGCCCAGCAGACGCUUAUACGUGACUGCUACUCUCGCGCGGGGCUGAGCCUGUCUGAGACAGCCUACAUCGAAGCUCAUAUGACUGGCACUCCCACGGGUGAUCCGAUUGAGGCGGAGUCACUUGCCAAAACAUUUGGCGCAGCCCGAGCCGCGGGCGAUAGUGUUUAUGUUGGUUCAAUAAAGGCAAACAUCGGUCAUACAGAACCUGUCAGUGGUCUCGCAUCUAUCAUCAAGACAGCACUUGUACUACAGCACCAACAAAUCCCGCCACAUCUCAACUAUGAGAAGUCCAACCCAGCCAUUCCUUUGCAGGACUGGAAUCUGAAACUGCCACUUUCACUAAUUGGAUGGCCUGAAGGUGCGCCUCUGCGAGCAUCUGUUAAUAACUUUGGUUACGGAGGUACCAAUGUGCACGUCAUCAUGGAAGCAGCUCCGGUUUCAACAGCAAAAACAUUGCACACGAGUGAAUUCAAUACGAUCAACGAGGUUGAGUCACAACAGAUAGGACCUACUGAAGCGUCACCCUCUUAUGUCUACAUCAUUAGCUCACGGCAUUCAGCGGGAGGGCUUGAGAUGGGUGAAAGUCUUGCACUGCACAUCCGGGACUCAAUAAUGCGGGAUCAGAAACCUCGGGCAAUUGAUCUAGCGUACACUUUAGCCGAACGCAGGACCCGUUUUGCUUGGACGACCGUGGUAAAGGCUACGAGCAUCGAAGAGCUAGCAGACAAAUUGGAAGAGACCCUUCGAAAGCCUAUUCGUGCAACAACAAUACCUCGCCUCGGUUUCAUCUUUAAUGGCCAAGGUGCCCAAUGGUAUGCCAUGGGAAGAGAGCUUCUAGCCCGGUACCCUGUCUUUCAAUCUGCAGUGCGACACUGCGAUCACAUUCUGACGCAAAUAUAUCAAGCGCCCUGGUCUCUUUAUGAGGAACUUAGUCGUGAUGAAGCAUCGUCACGUAUCCACGAUGCGGAAAUCAGUCAACCAGCAAAUGUUGCUAUUCAACUCUGCUUGGUUGAUCUGCUCACAUCAUGGAAUGUUAUGCCGACAGCCGUUGUAAGUCACUCAAGUGGUGAAAUUGCCGCCGCUUAUGCAGCGGGCAUCCUUUCGUUCAAAGAGGCACUUGGUGUCGCUUACUAUCGUGGCUUCCUCCUUGCUGCGCAUUGCACGGGUGAUGCAUUACAGGGUGGGAUGAUGGCAGUCAGAUUAAGCGUUGAUGAUGUACAAGGCUACAUCAAGAGUACUUCAUCGGGUAAGGUGGUGAUUGCUUGCGUCAACAGCCCCUCCAGCGUGACUCUCUCAGGAGAUAUCGAUGCACUUACUGAAUUGGCAUCGAUGCUCGAAGAUGAUGCGGUGCCCGCAAGGAAGUUGAACGUUCCUUUGGCCUAUCAUUCUCACCACAUGAAUCCCAUCGCCAAAAGCUAUCAGAACCGUCUAGAUGUCCUCCUGGAUACAGGAAAAGUCCCGAAAAUUCUCGUGGCCUCUCCUGUUACGGGUGAGUUGGUCAGUCAUGGUGAAACGUUGGACUCAAAGCACUGGGUAAAAAAUCUUGUUAGUCCUGUACUAUUUUCGGAAGCUCUAGAGAGCAUGGUCUUUGGUUCAAAAAACGUGGACCGACACUCUUCAUCUGGCACACAAUCCAUGAAUGUCGACAUUCUCAUCGAGGUCGGAGCCCACAGCACACUCUCCGGCGCAGUCAGGGAGACGCUUGGCAAUGCUCAGCUGCCAUAUUUGAGCUGCCUGAGGCGUAAUAUCGAUGCUGUCAGUACCAUGCAAGAUGUUGCCUGCGAUUUGUUGGUCCGCGGUUAUCCGGUGUCUUUGGCUGGGGUGAACUUUCUAGAAGGACAAGAACUGAACUUUGUGCAUGAUCUUCCUACGUACGCCUGGGAUCACAGUACUAGUUACUUGGUCGAGCCUCGAGCCUCACGGCAGAAUCGAUACCGACGAUUCCCCUCUCACGAGCUAUUGGGCAGUUCAGUACCAGGUGCAAGCAGUCUGACUCCAACCUGGCGCAACUUUCUGCGGGUUCAGGACUUAGAGUGGCUGGCCGACCACCAACUUGAAUCUAAGAUCGUCUUUCCAGCAGCUGGGUACAUCUCGAUGGCGAUUGAGGCGGUUCGACGCCUCAAAUUGUCUUCUGGAGCUAGGGAGGAGCCCACAUCGUAUCGGCUACGGGACAUCGAUUUCAUGACCGCUCUCCUUAUAUCUUCCGGCCAGUCUGGAACUGAAGUUGUCUUCACGCUGCGCGAUUGCAGUGACAAAGAGCUGGACUACCGGGGAUGGUAUGAAUUUGAACUUUUUUCUAUUAGCCCGAGCGAUGCGUGGAUUCGACACUGUACGGGCUAUGUCUCUGCCGAGGAUUCUUCCAAGAAUUUGAAAGCGACUAGAGCUCUAAGCUCUGAUGUGGAACGCGUCGCAGUUGCGGACCGUGUAAGGCAUGUCCGGCCCGAUGCUAUGUUUGCUGGUUUAAGAAAAACGGGCAUUUACCAUGGCCCGGCAUUCCAAAAUCUAAUUGGGAGCAAGAUUACAGGAUCCAGCUCAGACACCAGCUUCAUGCUCUCCCCGAAGGCUCUUGCCAAGGAUGAGGAGUAUGUCCUUCACCCUACUACAUUGGACUCUAUCUUCCAGACUUGCUACUUCUCUCUUCCAGAGGAGGCCCAAGAUAGGGCUAUGAUGGUUCCCAAGAGCAUAGGCUCAUUGACCGUGCCCCGGGAUUUCGGCAGACAGAAUGACAAUAAGCUGCAAUCGAGGGUAAGACUGUUGCAUUGUACCAGCCGUGAUGCUGCAUUCAAAGGCACUGUUGUGCAGGCUAAAAUGAGCGAAGAAGCCGAUGUGCCAUUACUGAUGCAUAAUUUGCGGCUGCAGAAGAUACAAGCAGAAGAUGAUAAUGCAGGGAAAUUGUUCCGCGUCCACUCCCAAGGUCGAUGGGAACCUGACAUCCUUCACGAUGUGCCGGCAAAGACAAAAGCUUCAAUGCAGAUUGUAUUGAGCGACUCCGGACUCUCUGACGAGAAAGACUUCCGUGAGGCAGCGUACCACUUGAUGUUUGAGUGUCUUGCGCAGCUUCAACACGAAGAAUCCAAGGGAUGGCAACCCUUCCACAAAAGAUAUCAUCACUGGUUGCAGACUAUCGUUAAAUCGGUGGAAACAGGACAACUCGCGCAUGCAGCUGCCCUAGAAGCUCACGAAUGGCUGGACAGGAGUGAAGCAGCAAAAAGAAGCAUACUGGAGAAGGUCGCUGCGAUGAACGCUGGCGGAGAACUGCUCGUUAAGAUUGGCCGUCACUUAACACAGAUUAUUCGUGGUGAUAUUACGCCAUUGGAGCUGAUGAUGGAAAAUGGGCUUUUACAACGAUAUUAUACUGAGCUACCGCAGUUCAACAAUACCUAUCAGCAGCUUCGAAAGGUCCUUGAACACUAUGCGAUAAAGGAGCCGGGAGCCAAGAUUCUCGAGGUUGGAGCUGGCACUGGAGGCGCCACACUGCAUGCUCUGCAAGCAUUCGCCGCGAUGGACGAGACCAAUUCGUCGAAAACACUCCUGGGACACUACGACUAUACUGAUGUUUCAGCUGAUUUCUUCCCAGAGGCGAAAAAAAAGUUCGCCAGCUGGGAAGGGCGAAUGAACUUUGCUAGACUCAACAUUGAGAUCGAUCCUAUUCAACAAGGAUUCACUGCUGGCAGCUACGACUUGAUCAUCGCUUCGCAAGUCUUGCAUGCUACGGUCAGCCUCGCCAAUACUUUGUCGAAUGUCAGAAAGCUUCUGAAGCCGAAGGGAAAGUUAAUAUUUCUCGAAGGGACCCAGCACAGUAUCGAUCUCGAGCUCAUCUUUGGAACGCUACCAGGCUGGUGGUUGGGCGAAGAGCCUGAAAGGCAAAUGAGUGCAAUUGCCGAUGUACCAACCUGGGACAGAUUUUUGAAAUCCAGCGGGUUCAGCGGCGUUGACAUGAACAUCGGAAACUGCGAGCAGCCAGAAGUACAGGUCAGCAGUGUCCUCAUUGCUACUGCUGCUGCUGAGCCAUCUUAUCCAUCAUCCAUAUCUAUCAUAUGGGGGCGGAAUGCUCCAUUGGCCUGGCGCAAAGAGCUUGCGACAGCUAUUGCUGCCAAGACUGGCACAGCUCCGCGACACGAGACUCUAAAGGAUGUGUGUCCUGAUGAAACUACAUUGUACCUCGUUGCCAUAGAGCUGGAGUACGAUCUGGUGAGCUCAAUGAAUCAGGUGACCUUUGAGAAGCUGAGACAUCUUCUUGUCAGUAGCAUGGGCAUAUUCUGGGUCAGUGGUGGAGGCUUGAUCGAUUCGCAGAAGCCGCUCUGGGGUUUGACACCCGGCCUGUUGAGAACCUUCCGUCGCGAAGAUAUGAACAAGCGGUGCGUUCAUCUCGACUUCGAUGUUUCUAAAGAUCUGUGGAAUGCCGAGACCACCAACCACAUCAUGCACGUUUUCGAAGAAGGUUUUGAUUACUCGCUAGAGAAUAGCAAUAUGGACUGGGAGUACGCCGUCAAAAACUCGGAGCUCCAUGUACUGAGAUACUACCCGGACGUUGAGCUGGACAUGCGUUGUAGCGGAAUCAAGCCCAUGCCCGAGCACCGACUUUGGUACGACGAUGAAAGAGAUCUACAAUACCAGGUUCCUGAGGGAUCCGGUGAUCUCUUGAACAAGAUUGAAUUCCUGGAGGUGCCCAGACUUGUCGACGACGUUCCGUUCGGCAUGGUCGAGAUUGAGACCAAAGCUUUCGGUCUAAAUUUUCAGGAUCUCAUGCUCGCUUUGGGCUUCGUUAAAGAUGUCCUUACUCUCACACAUGAAGGCGCUGGAUUCGUGAAGCGUCUUGGGCCUGGUACUGAGCGAAGCGGACUAAGGAUUGGCGAUCGCAUCUGCGGCGCAUUCCGUGGAAGCUUCGCCAGUACGAGCAUGGCCUGGUGGACGAAUAUUGUUAAAAUUCCUGAUGAGAUGUCAUGGGAAGAGGCUGCAGCUUUCUCAGUGGCCUAUCUCACGGUUCAUGUUGGGCUUGAUCAUGUCGCGAGACUGCAGAAAGAGGAACGAAUUCUGAUUCACUCUGCUGCAGGCGGCGUCGGGCAGGCUGCUAUUAUGUGGGCACAACACGUAGGGGCUGAGAUCUUUGCAACGUGCGGCACCGAAACCAAGCGCCAGUUUCUGAUGGAUACGUACAACAUUUCUGCAGACCACAUUUUUUCGAGUCGAGAUGCUUGCUUCGCUUCCGAGAUCAUCGACAGGACGGGCGAACAAGGUGUCGACGUCGUCCUCAAUUCUCUCGGUGGCCCUCUUCUGAAAGCCAGCUGGGGCUGCUUGGCUGAUUUCGGUCGUUUCGUGGAGAUUGGCAAGGUUGAUCUCCAUGCAGCAAAACGUCUCGACAUGACGCCUUUCGGACGGAAUAUUACCAUGGCUGGGGUGGAUCUCGUGGCUUACAGUGAGUUGAGAGGGAUGGUAAUCCACAAUGCGCUCGUGGCCCUCAUGAAGUUGUACCGUUCUGGCCACCUCAGAUCUCUUCGUCCAAUCACACGCUUCAACAUUUCCGAUAUGGGAGCGGCCAUGAAGCAUAUGCAAUCAGGGACACACAUGGGUAAGAUCGUCCUUACGAUUGAACCAACCGCUGUUGUCAACGUAUCUCCUCGGAUAACUUCUCUGGACUUGGCUAAUAUGAACGUCACUCAUCUAAUCGUGGGAGGACUAAGGGGUGUUGGCCACGCUAUUGCUCUGAGAAUGAUUGAGAAGGGCGCUAGAAAUGUCCUUGCAAUCUCUCGCAACGCAAGCUCGCAUCCCAACAGGUUGGAACUGCAGAAAACUGCAGAUCAGCACGGCUGCAAACUCGUCAUCCGUGACUGUGACAUCAGCAGCGCAGAAGAAUUGGUUGAGAUCGUGGGAAGUCUGGGGGACUUACAUAUGCCACCUAUUGGCGGGGUUCUACAGGCUGCCAUGGUCCUAGAUGAUACGGUGCUGGAACGCAUGAGCUACGAGCAAUGGCAGACAGCGGUCCGGCCCAAGGUCGCUGGAACCCUGAACUUGCAUAACAAUUUGCCGGGCCUUCGCUACUUUAUUAUGCUGUCUUCUGGUACUGCGAUUACCGGCAACGUAUCGCAGGCAAACUACGCUGCAGGUAACACCUUUCAGGACACUUUGGCACGACACCGAACCUUGCAUGGCGAACCCGCGAUUUCCAUCAAUCUUGGCCCAGUUGAUGAUGUGGGGUAUGUAGCUGAGCAAGGAGAAGAUGUGUUAAAGAGAGUGGAUAAGGCUGUCACAUCCAUGAGUCUAUCGGUUAACCAUGUCAUGCAGCUGAUCGAGGGAGGCAUCAUCGAUCCGCUGAAGAAAACUGGCGAUAAGAGCCAGAUCAUAACGUGUUUCCCCCGAUAUGAAGCCCUGCCUGACAACCAGGGAGUCAAAGAUGACAAACGUUUUGGAACAUUGAGGCUGGGUGACGAGGGUGUAGCAUCUACUGGUGGCAAUGGGCUGUCAGCCAGUAGAGUGAACGAGCUGACACAGGAGUUGGUCAGUAACGGUCGAUCGACUGGAGAAUCUGCAGCGAGGAAGCUGGUUAGUGAGUUGAUUACAGAAGAACUUAGCGAGUUAUUCAGCAUCGACCCGAACGAUAUCGACCCUGGGAUGCCUUUGACGCAUCACGGUGUGGAUUCGUUGGUGGCUGUACGGGUCAGGAACUGGCUCAUCAGUGAGGUCAAGGCCAGAGUCGCGAUUUUUGAGAUUCUGCAGUCUCCUUCUCUUACUGACUUUGCUGCACUGGUUGCAUCUAGAAGCAGUCUAAUUACUAGUUGUGUGUAA